GGUUAGGGGAUGGUGGUGGUGGUGGCAUCUCAUAUUUUGGUUUGGGGGCUCUUCUUCUGCCUUUGUUUUGGGGUCCCUCACGCUCUGCCUCCCCCGCAGUGUGGACGAACGUGGAGCCGCGUUCCGUGGCAGUCUUCCCCUGGCACUCGCUAGUGCCCUUCCUGGCCCCCAGCCAGCCGGACUCCUCCGUCCAGCCCAGCGAAGGCCAGCAACCUGCCAGCCACCCCUCGGCCUGCGGCCAGAGCAAAGAGCCCCCGGAGUCGGCUGCAGUGGCCCACGAGCCCCCCAGUGGUGUGGCCGGCACCUCCUCCUCUUCGGGGCCUGAGUCCGUGGCCAGGCCGAGCGCCCCCCGCCCCGACAGCCCCAUUCCAGCCCCCCGUCCCCCCUCGGCCGCAGCCGCCGGGUCCAUUGGGGGUCCCCCCUCGCAGCAGCAGCAACAGCAGGAAGAGGAUGCCACGGGGCCCCCACGCCUGGACAGCGAGACCGAGAGUGACCACGAUGACGCGUUCCUGUCGAUUGUGUCUCCAGAGAUCCCGCUCUCGCUCCCUCCUGGAAAGCGCCGGACGCAGUCGCUGAGUGCUCUGCCCAAAGACCGGGACUCCUCCUCCGAGAAGGACGGCCGCAGCCCCAACAAGAGGGAGAAAGACCACAUCCGGCGGCCGAUGAACGCCUUCAUGAUCUUCAGCAAGAGGCACCGGGCCCUGGUCCACCAGCGGCACCCCAACCAGGACAACCGCACCGUCAGCAAGAUCCUGGGCGAGUGGUGGUACGCGUUGGGCCCCAAGGAGAAGCAGAAGUACCACGACCUGGCCUUCCAGGUGAAGGAGGCCCACUUCAAAGCGCACCCGGACUGGAAGUGGUGCAACAAGGACCGGAAGAAGUCCACCUCCGACCUGAAGCCCCUGGGGCCUGGGGGAUGCGCCAAGGAGAUGCGGGAGCGCAGCAUGUCCGAGACAGGAGGCGCCGCCCUCCCUGGAGGUCCCUCUGAGAUGCAGGUGCUGCUGGGGCCGGAGGGGAAGGCUGGCCUGGCAGGGGCCGAGGGCCGUGGGGAGCGCAUCCUGCCCACCACGGGGACCGGGAGUCAGCGCCCGCGCGCCUUCUCCCACAGCGGGGUCCACGGCAUGGAGAGCGAAUGGGAGAGCCAGGUGUGUCCGGGCCCCCCGCUCUUCUCCGGUGGGAAGGGCCCGUUUGUGGGGCUGGUGCCUUCGGGGUCGCCCUUUGCGGCGCCAGGGGAGGGGCCCCGGCACCCGCUGCUGCCCCCGCCGCCACACGCCUCGCGCACCUCCCGCUCCCAGCGCACCACCAGCGAGGACAUGACCAGCGACGAGGAGCGGAUGGUCAUCUGCGAGGAGGAGGGCGACGACGACGUCAUCGCAGAAGACGGGUUCAACCCUCCGGACGUGGAUCUGAAGUGCAAGGAGCGGGUGACGGACAGCGAGGACAGCGAGGGCUCCGUGGGGGAGGGGCCCGAGGGGAAGGACUUUGCCCGGAAGCGCUUCUCCCCGGUCAUCCGUUCGGCCGCCCCGUCCCCCGCCUCCGGCCCCCCUCCCCCUCCGGCUCUGGACUUGGACCCCCCUCCCCCGCCCACAUCCGGCCACGACCCGCAGCAACAGCCCCUCCCCCCCAAGCCCUACGGCUCCUUCCAGGCGACGCCCGGCCCCUCCUCCUUCAAAGCCCAGGACUCACGCGGGGCGCCCCGACCAAUCAGCAACGCACCUGCAGCCAAGCGGCCGGAGCCCCGCUUCGACCCUUCUUUGGCCGCGGCUUCAUACCGGCGGAAACGGGCAGACAGUGCCGGGCCGGAGUGUGGGGCGGCGGCCCCCCUGCACUCGGUCAUCUCCUCGCCCGGCGGGGGCCUGGUUCAGGCGGUGGUGCUGCCGGACGCCGCCCGCUUGCCCUCGGGGACGGUGCUGGUGACGGCCCCCUCCACAGGACCCCUGGGCGGGGGUGUCAUUGGCUACAGCGGGACUCCGCACGGCAUGACUCGAGCGGCCUCCACCGUGGUCACCAACGUGGUCCGGCCAGUCAGCAGCACCCCGGUGCCCAUCGCCAGCAAAUCCUUCCUGCGGGGGUCUGGGGAGGGGCCGCCCCUGCUCAGCCCCCACACGGCAAUGGACGGCAGUGCGAAGCAGCCUGAGAGUGGAGGCCUCUCCAUGGGGCGCGUGGGGGUGUUCUAUGCAGAGAAGAAGGGCCCCCCAACACCCAUCUCCAGCGGCAGUGCUCAGCCCCCCUCCUCUUCGUCUUCCCACCUGCUGACCAGUUCGCUCCUGGGGCCGGGCCUGGCCGCUGUGGGGAAGGGCCCUCCUGCUGGGCCGGGGGGGCUGGUGACCAACCUGCUGGUGGGGGCGCAGGGGGGCACCGGCGGGGCGGGGGUCCCGGUGGCAGUGCUCCCCCCGGGGGCUGCCCUGGCCCCACCCACACCUGCCGUGCAGUUCAUCGCCCAGAGCCCCCCUGGCCCCAACGGGCCCCUCCCGCUCGGCCUUCUCCAGCCGCAGGGCCUGCUCUCGGGGACCGGGGCCAAGGCGGGGGGCAUCGCGCAGGUCCAGUACAUCCUGCCCUCGCUGCCACAGCCGCUGCAAGUCUCCUCCUCCGGGGGGAAGGGGCCGGCCUUGGGCGGAGCGGCGGCAGCGCCCCCCAGCAUCCACUUCACCCUCCCGCCGGCCAAUGGGAAGGUGCUGGCUGCCCCCCAGGCCCCCUUCCCCAUCAUCCAGCCGGGGCCCGGGAACAGCGGAGGCGGCGGCGGCGGGAGUGUCACCAUCAUGGCUUCCGCACCCAAAGCGCAAUCCGUGUCUCCGGUCCAGGCCCCUUCGCCGGGCAGCACGGCCCAUCACCCCCCCUUGGCGCCUGGGACGGCCGUGCCCCCCGCGGGGCUGCAGGUGCAGGGCAAGGUCCUGGUGCCCAUGGCCGCCCCACAGGUAGCCGUCCGGACCACCACGGCCACCCAGCUGCCCCUGGUCUCCCCUCCGUUCUCGGUCCCGGUGCAGAACGGGAGCCAGGCCGCCAGCAAGAUCAUCCAGCUCACCCCGGUCCACCCGGUGGUCCACCCGCAGCCCCCUCCGCAGAGCGCGGCCACCCUGGUGCCCCCCUUGAGCCCAGCUGCCUUGCAGGGGGCCACCGUCGCCAUGGGAACCCAGGCCCAGAAGGUGCUGCUGCCCUCCUCCUCUACCAGGAUCACCUACGUCCAGUCGGCCCCCCAGGCGCAGCCCAGCACCCCUCCAGCCGCGGCCACUUACGUCCAGUCCCCCAUUGGCCCUGCGCAGAUGGCCCUGGGCUUCACCACCAUCGGGCCAAACGGGCAGGCCAUCGUCCAACCCUUGCUCCAAGGUAAG
Molecule: messenger RNA, 3329 nt
Organism: Anolis sagrei ordinatus
Lineage: Eukaryota; Metazoa; Chordata; Lepidosauria; Squamata; Anolidae
Source: RefSeq, a predicted model, not a curated record